CAGACGACUAGUCUUCACCAGGAUAGAAAGCUGAAGCAAUAAGCACAUAACUCCACUACUGGAAUUGGAUUCCAGUACAAAGCAGUAAACUGGCUAACUCUCGUAUAGCCAAUCUCCUACUACCGAAUGAUGAGACUCUAGCAACCUAAUCAUAUUCUAUCUAUCUCAGAUUGCAGCAGGAAUCAGGAAAAGUUGAUCAGACUUCAAUUGACUCAAUAAACAUGCAUCAUUCGAUUAUAAUCAAACAAUAUAGCAUCCAAAACUUCAUACAAGAAAGAUCCUAACUCAUGGAACUAAGGUUCCUCAAAACCUAAGUGAAGGGAAGUUACUCCAUAGAGAAGAGAGAGACUGCAGAAAUCUGAUCUAGAUCUUCAAUCUCCAUCUCCAAGCUUGAUUCCCGAGCUCCAAUGGCGAAGAAAUCCUCCAAAAUAGCUCCAAGAAUGUUCCCAAGUCGCUCUCUCUCUCUAGGGUUCGUCCCUUGGGUGUUUGGGAUCCAAAACCCAACUCUCUCCCUUUCCUUUUGCUGAAAAUCGGGUUUUAAACAGCAAUUCCCGACUCACACGGCCAGGCCACACGGCCGUGUGGCUUUCCCAGCUGCCCGUGUGAAGGCUCGGUGAUUUCCACACGGCCACAUUGCCAGGUCACACGGCCGUGUGGGUUGUGCCCGUGUGGCUUGCUCAGCCUCUGUUUAAUGCUUCGUUUCUCCCUCGUCCGGACUCCGAAUCAGUCGCCGUUUGAUCCCAGACGCUCGUAGUCUCGUCCUCUUUCUUUUCAUGACAAGCUUGCAUGAUGAUUUGUCCAUAAAGUGAGGUAGAAAUCCAUUCUUCUUCAGGUCAUACCCGAGUUUCUUCUCCCGAAUCGUCAAUUGAUCUCUGAUUGACUUGAAACUUGCGCCUAUGCUUCACUUUAUGUGCUAGGACCUGAAAUGUGAAAAAGGAACACAACCUAGCGUAAAAUAGGCCAAAGACACGAUAAUUCAAGCUCAAACAAUCAAGAAACAAAGGGGAAAACAUGUGCAAAUACCGAGUCAUCAACAGUUGUGUCCAAGAAGCCACUACAAUCCCAAACCACAUGUGCUGCUAGUAAGAAUGUUAGCGUGGCUAAGUUUGGAAAGGGGGACAUGUCUCCAUCUCCAUGUAGUGGACAGGGGAGCAUGUCAUCAAACAUGAUGAAUGAAGUGAGUGGCAAGUCUAAGCGGGUGUUAGACACCUAUGCCACCCAUGAUUUUCAUAACUUUGAGAGCGUGUCAAAGAGUGGACAAGGAGGCAAAGCCACUUGUAGCAUGCCACCCAUGAAUGGUCGACAAGGGGGCAUGUCACCAACCACAAACAAUAGACAGAUAGACGUGCCCAAGAAACCACAACAAACUCAAGCCACACAUGCUUAUAGUAAUCAUGAUAGUGUAGCUAAGGAUGACAUGGGGGCAUGUCAUCAAUCACCACUAGUAGGUUGAUAGGUGUGCCCAAUAAGCCACAACAUGAAGCCACACAUGCUUUUAGUAAGCAUACUAAUAUGGCUAAGUUUGGAAAGGGGGGCACGUUAACAAUCAUGAAUAAUGGUAUGGGGGACAUGUCUCCAACCACUAGACAGGGGGGCGUGUCACCGACCAUGAAGAAACAAGUGGGAGAAAAUUAUAUGAGUAUGCAGCACACCCAAGCCACUCAAAAAAUUUCUAAGUAUGAGAGUGUGUUAAUAAAUGGACAAAGAAGCAAGUGCAUGCUUAACAACCCUCAUGGCAUGCCAAAUAUGAAUGGUAGGGGCAUGAACAAGACAUCUCGGCAUACAAAAACCAGAAAUGGUCCUACAAAGAACCAGAGGUUAUGUGGUACGUGUAGAAGUCAGCAAGCCGUAAGGGUUGAACAGGAUCAGGUUGGCCACCAGGGUGGUCAUCGACUUGUUGAGUCCAAACACUCCUCGUCCCAACUAUAUGGGAUGAUUAAGCAUGGUUGGGCGAAACCAAGGAAGAUAAAAACUCGUGGUCUCUUUCAUGAGCCCAAUGAGUUGAGAGUACCUAGAGUACCACCAGAAACGAGACAAACACAUCAGGUUCAUCAUCAACAACCCAACAUGUCUAGUAAGGUGGCUAAGCCAGAGGAGCAGGGGACCCCUUGCAAGCCCACAAAGGCAGGACAUGUUGAGCGAGUACCAUCUGUUGUUAAGUUGGAAAAUUCAAAAUCAACACCAAAGGAGUCGUAUCUCCUUAAGGAGGAGAAACAUGCAAUUUAUGGAUGGUUGGUCUGGUUUAAUUCAUGGACUUGGCAGUGGGUGUACACCUUUGGCACAUUGGUAGUUGCCAAAGGGUGUGGAAAUCAGUGACGUCUAUCAGUCCUUACUAUAUUAAUUAUAUAAAUAAUAGUUAGAAAAAAAAGAGAAAAAGUGAAAAUAGGCCACUCAUGGCUAAAAAAGAAGAUGUCGAAGUAGCAAGUUUUUAUUAGACUUGCGAUGUGAAGACUUUGCCAUGACUGGUAAACAACGAGUCAGGUGGCUGGGUCUAUGGAGCCCCUUACGCUCGUUUGAGUACAUCAUGCCACUUCAUGGCAAGAGUAGCUGACUAGCUAUCCGUCAAGGAUCGUGUACCUUCCAUGCCACCUGUCUAAGGAUGCAUACUUGUUGAAAGAGGAUCGGGUGCUACAUGAUCGGUUGAUCAAUGAAAGUAUCUCAAGCCUUAUGUCCUUUUUUCUUUGGGGCAAGGGGUAUCAACAGGUUCAAAGUUAACCAACCAUCCUGAUGGUAGGCAUGACAUGACACCCUCUUUGUGGACAGAGCUUGCAUAGCUAGCCAUGACACGAAGGGCGUGUUGGGCUAGAAUAGUGGAGGCAGUGAUUGAUUUUGAUCUUUUAAUUAUCAAGGCCAAUGAUAAUUACGGCUGGAUAUGCUGCAGGGGUGGUUUAGUGCGUUUUGUUUUUUUUAUUAUUCAAACCAACGAGCAUUUUUUUAGUGGUGUAGUUGACGUUAACUACUUAGUCCAUAAUCCUUAUGCACUAAGUAGUUGGGGGGCAUUUGUUUACCACUAAAAAAUCACUCAAUACCACAUUGAUUAUUUUCAAGGAGUGGUAGUGAUUUAUAAGGCCAACUUAACCAUAUUAAUUAAAUUGGUUUAGGUUGGGCCUAAAUAAUGGUAUUUUGGGCUUCAUACCAGGUACCUCACACACACCACUUGACCCACCAAAUACCCACCCGUCACACAAGAGGGGUCAAGUGUCAAGCUUGACACCCUUCAACAUCAACCACCCAAGUGGACACCCCAUCAUACUUAGCCAAAAUUUCGCUCCACCAGUCGUCUACUUACAUCGCGGGUAAUUACCCCUAGACAUGAUGUGGCGAAGAAAGCCAAAAUUUGGCAAGUGUUGAGACCCACAGCACAAGGGGGGUCAAGCAUGACAUCAUCCCAGGGGGGUCAAGCAUGAUGUCAUGCAAAGGGGUCAUCGCGCUAGACCAUGAUGGGAAAGAGAGCCAAAAUUUGGCUAAGUGUUGAGACCCAUAUCACAAGGGGGGUCAUGCAUGACAUCAUCCCAGGGGGGUCAUGCAUGACAUCGUCCAAGGGGGUCAUGCAUGAUACCAUCCAAGGUGAGGCGAGUACGACGAGGCGCGAGCUAGCUGUGGUGGCAAAGAGAGCCAAAAUUUGGCUAAGUGUUGAGACCCAUAGCACAAGGGGGUCAGACAUGACAUCAUCCCAGGGGGUUCAAGCACUAUGCCAUCUACCUACCUUGCACCAGGGGGGUCAUGCAUGACAUCGUCCAAGGGGGUCAUGCAUGAUACCAUCCAAGGUGAGUCAAGUAUGACGAGACGCAAGGGGGGUCUAGCCGCCUACUGGGUAUCAAUCAUGUUGGCAAGGGAAGAAGCGCAACGCGAGUCCCUAGACCAUUGUGGUGAAGAAAGCCAAAAUUCGGCUAAGUAUGGAGAUCCAAUCACCAGGGGGGUCAAGCAUCUCACCAUCCAAGGGGGGUCAUGCAUGACACCGUCCAAGGGGGUCAAGCACCGGAUACCACACACUAGGGUGUCAAGCAUGACGCCACCUCAAGGGGGUCAGUGCGGAUCCAUCGAACCCCCAAGCACCCUGGUGUCGAGCAUGACGUCAUGUCAAGGUGGUUAGCACGAGUACCACCAAGCGUGAAGCCUUCACUCAUCAAACAAGAUACCUCCAUGGCACAAGGGGUUAGCUAUCAAGUGGCAAGCACGCAAGACAGUCAAUGCGUCAAGCAAGCUACAUCAAACACCAAGCAGUGGAGCAGCGGUUACCAAGAGGCGGUUGCACGACGGUUACAAGGGAUGGCUAUAAAUAGGAGAAACGAAG
Messenger RNA from Linum trigynum, 4294 nucleotides. NCBI's taxonomy places the organism in Eukaryota, Viridiplantae, Streptophyta, Magnoliopsida, Malpighiales, Linaceae. The record is from the annotation of a GenBank genome assembly.